Coregonus sp. 'balchen' is the source of this 6201-nucleotide messenger RNA. The record is from the annotation of a GenBank genome assembly. Lineage: Eukaryota; Metazoa; Chordata; Actinopteri; Salmoniformes; Salmonidae.
AUGCAAGGUAAUGAAUAGUAACAGACUGGAAGAAAUCUCCAAGUGGAUCCUGUAUAGCAGAUGUUGAGUAAGGCUUCAUGCUUGUUUCAACUCAUUGGAAGCAUGCUUCUAAAUAGGAAAUUACUUUACAGGUGAGAUUUUGCUCUUUUCGGUUUUUUUUGUUUCAGACGCUGAAUAAAGUUACACAUUAUGCUAAUGCCAUGACUCACCUAUGAAAACUUUUAAAACAGAUGGAUUUCCUUUUAGUCUUGUGAAGCUAAUUUGAUCCUUACCUUGCUUUAUUUAAUUAUCUUUGUAAGGUAAAAUUAGUCCCCAAUGAGCAUGUAAUGUAUGCAUGUCAUUUAGAUUAUCCAAAGUAAAUUGUUUUAUUAUUUCUCUGAUGGCAGUUUUAAUUUGCACACUGAGCUUUUGCACCACAGUGGCUAAUAUUAUAUCAGGCAUGAAAUCUAACAUAUAGAAACAUGUAGAAAAUGAUUGUGCAAUUUGACAAGUCUUCCACUUUUCAUAAUGUCAUUAAUUUCUUCUCUGUGAAGUCACACUCUUCUUCUGGACAACACACACUCUCUCAUUACCGCAGAAACAGUAGGGGUUCUUUGAGUGGGCACUACAUUGCUCUAAAUAACAUUAAUAAGCACAAUACUGGCUCCAAACACUCCAGAAAGCUCACAAUAUCUGCUUUGAAUUUCCCUGCACUUCUGUGUCACCUUUAUAGAGCAUGUGGAACUUUCUGUAGUUUACUAGACCCUUAUGGGAUAAACAACACACACCAACAUGUGUGCCCGGAGCAGGAGGGAGAGAGAGACACACACAUCGGCUUUGAUCUGAUAUCUGCUAAUUCCUUUAACUCGGCGUGACGGCUAAACAAAACCAACUAUUUGUCAAACAUAAUUUCCUUUCGUCUUGCUAUGGCUUGAAAUGUGUGUUCUGAAAGGAAGUCAAAUUAAGUCCUCUCUGAACUCUGCAGGAGUGUUUCUUUUGUCAAGUUAGAACGAUGACAAACAAUUGUUUGUUCUCCUGGUGUGUAAACACAUUCAUGGCUGAUUAACAUCAGUUCAUAGAAGCCGUGAAAUGGGACAGUGAAUGGCACAGUGUGAGCUUCUGAGGUAGAGACGUGUAGUGUAUUCAGCUGUCAUUGACAAAUUAUGAAGAUGGCAUUUCCUCUUAGGGAGUGGGAUUUGGUGUUUGAUGGCCAAUGUGUGUAUAGCACAAGAGGCUGGUGAGGGGAGGAGAGCUCAUAAUAAUGACUGGAAUGAAGUGAAUGGAAUGGUAUCAAACACACAAGGAAACCAUUCCAUUCCAGCCAUUACUAUGAGCCCGUCCUCCCAAAUGACGGUGCCACCAGCCGCCUGUGGUGUAUAGGCCUCGCUUUUACCCAGGAUGCACAACUCCAGUCCACAAGAACAGUAUCCCUGCUGUUUUCUAUUGCUCCCUGGCACUGAAUUGAUCAGUUCAUAUCAUUGAUUGCCCAGAGAGUGCACAUACCUGGCUUCCUAUGUCUGAUCAAAAGACAGCAGGCUCUGUAACCCCUUGAGGACCGGAGUUGUGCACCCCCUGGUUCAACCUGAACUCCUCUGAAGAGUUAAUAACAGUGAUCUGAAGGGUUAACAGUUAAACGUCCUGCUGAGCAUAUUGACAAUCCACUAGAGACACUCUCUCACAUGGCUCCUCCUAGACACUACCCUCCGAAUCAAGGGCUGUCUUCUGAAUGGAAUCAGACAAGGUGACCUUUCUAGAUUCCUGCUGAGGUCCAGAUGUUAAAUGUACCAUGAGGCCCUGUCAUUGAAUAGGACAAACGUUUAUAAAAGUAGAACUGGCAUUGAAUCCCAGUGAAUAUUUUCUAUACUGAACAAAAAUAUAAACGCAACAUGUAAAGUGUUGGUCCCAUGUUUCAUGAGCUGAAAUAAAAGAUCCCAGAAAUGUUCCAUACGCACAAAAAGCUUAUUUCUCACAUAUGUUGUGCACUCAUUUGUUUACAUCCCUGUGAGUGAGCAUUUCUCCAUUGCCAAGAUAAUCCAUCCACCUGACAGGUGUGGUAUAUCAAGAAACUGAUUAAACAGCAUGAUCAUUACACAGGUGCACCUUGUGCUGGGGACAAUAAAAGGCCACUAAAAUGUGCAGUUUUGUCACACAAUACAAUGCCACAGAUGUCUCACGUUUUGUUGGAGCGUGCAAUUGGCAUGCUGACUGCAGGAAUGUCCAACAGAGCUGUUGCCAGAGAAUGUAAUGUUCAUUUCUCUACCAUAAGCCGCCUCCAACGUCGUUUUAGAGAAUUUGGCAGUACGUCAGGCCUCACAACCGCAGACCACGUGUAACCACGCCAGCCUAGGACCUCUACAUCCGGCUUCUUAACCUGCAGGAUCGUCUGAGACCAGCCACCCGGACAGCUGAUGAAACUGAGGACUAUUUCUGUCUGUAAUAAAGCCCUUUUGUGGGGAAAAACGUAUUCUGAUUGGCUGGGCCUGGCUCCCCAGUGGCUGUGCCCCUGCCCAGUCAUGUGAAAUCCAUAGAUUAGUGUCUAUUGAAUUUAUUCCAAUUGACUGAUUUCCUUAUAUGAACUAAAACUCAGUAAAAUCAUUGAAUUUGUUGCAUGUUGUGUUUAUAUUUCUGUUCAGUGUAUUAGCGGUACACCCAUGUCAUAUAGAUCUUCACAUCUUAUAUACAGUAGGUGUGUCCAAACUUUUGACUGGUACUGUAGAUCUUCCUCUACUCUUGUUUCAGCUUGUGCUGAUUGAAAUACUGCAUUAUUGAUAUGAAAAUGAAGGCAGUCACAUGCACUUGUGGUCUGUUUCUUGGGUAACUCUUCCGGCUGAGGUUCUUCAGACUGUUUGCACUUUAAGAAGAUGGUCCCUGAUCUGCUGUUUGUCUCUCUGUCCCUGCAGACAACCUGCUGAUUGACUACCAGUUCACCUUCAGCCUUCUCCAGGAGGAUGACCACCACUACACCGCCAUCAACUUCAUGGCCACUCCUGAACAGGUCAGCCAGUCACCACACAGAGGUCUCAGUCACCAUAGGACCGAAGGACGGUCUCAUGUAGCCUUUCUGUUAUGUAUUUUAUGCAUCCAUUUUGAUGGAAAACCGAGAAAACCCACAUUAGCAUUAUUCCAAGUCAUUCCAAACCAUCAUAAUGUUGGUUUGGAAUACGUGUGUUUGACCUCCUUUUGUGUUCAUAUUUUACAGAGCAACAAGAACCUGGACAUGUCGAUCAAUGCGUCCAACAACUUCAACCUCAACAUCACCUGGUCUAUUGGAUCAACAGGUAACUUGUCUUAUUAGAUCGUCAUUUGCCAUAAAGUGGAUCAAUAUGGGCUAUAGUGAAUGUCUAUGUUUAUUUGACAGCAUGUUGAGGGCUUGUCCUCUCAUUUGAUUCUAUUGUCCACCUAGCUACGCUCACUACGGUCUACGGCAGAUAUCCCCCACUCAGCAUCAGACAGUGUACGACCCCCUGCACUACAGAAUCCAUUGUAGGCUGUUGUUAUACUGUAUUAUUCACCUAGGAUGGGAAAGAAACUCAUACAAUCUCUGAUGUACAAAGUCCCACUCUCUGUUUGGCAUCUUUUCCCAGAGGGAAUGGUACUUUUGUUGUUCUGGUCAGUGUCCCUAAUUAGACAGGAAUGUCUGUAAGGGAAAUGCCCCUCUUGACAAAAUGUAGUGGAGAUAUUUUUAAUUAUGGCAUUGGGAUUUUGAAGUGUUUUUGUGUGAUUUCAAUUAAGAUAAAACUUUGCCCAGACUGUACCAGGCCCAGAUUUUAUUUAUUUAUUUUUUUUGCUUGAUUUGAGAGGAAACUUCAGGGCUUGAAUAUAUGUGCAGAGCAAUUACAAGUUAUGUCACUGAUAAAUUGGUUGAGAUCAUCUUUUAUUAAAGCUGUCCCAAAGUCUGGCCUGUUAAUUCACUAUUCUUGAUAACGUCUUCAUUUUGGGACCACUUUAAAUAUAUAUGCAUGUCUCUGUUUUUUAAAGAAAGUAGAAUUCUACGCUCCUUACAUAUUUCAAGUUUUUUUUGGACAGAUCAAAAAUUACAAGGGAAUACAGAGUUGAAGAUGGGAGAAAGUUGGAAGGGUCGACUCAGGGAUUGUACCCCUGUCUUUGGUUACAUGUGUUGAGGGGAAGAGUGUUACCACUCAGCCACGGUUCUGCCACAACAUGUUCAUGCAUCGACAGUAUAAUUUCUGCUCUGAAACUGUCACUGUACUGGGCUCACUCUGGAUUCACUAUAUUUGGGAAUGCCACUUUUCUCUGUACUUUUUUUGACACUCGCUGGCUAAUCUGUCUUCUAAAACGCCACUAGUCUGGCUAAUCUGUCUUCUCUCUCGACUGUCAUCACAAAACUCUGUUUUGUUCGACUGGCACAACUGUCACAGCAGUACCUAUACCCUCUGUACAUACAGUACCAGUCAAAAGUUUGGACACACCUACUCAUUCAAGGGUUUUUACUAUUUUUUACAUUGUAGAAUAAUAGUGAAGACAUCAAAACUAUGAAAGAACACAUAUGGAAUCAUGUAGUAACCAAAAAAGUGUUAAACAAAUCAAAAUAUAUUUUAUAUUUGAGAUUCUUCAAAUAGCCACCCUUUGCCUUGAUGACAGAUUUGCACACUCUUGGCAUUCUCUCAACCAGCUUCACCUGGAAUGCUUUUCCAACAGUUCCCACAUAUGCUGAGCACUUGUUGGCUGAUUUUCCUUCACUCUGCUGUCCGACUCAUCCCAAAACAUCUCAAUUGGGUUGAGGUCGGGGGAUUUUGGAGGCCAGGUCAUCUGAUGCAGCACUCCAUCACUUUCUUUCUUGGUCAAAUAGCCCUUACACAGCCUGGAGGUGUGUUGGGUCGUUGUCCUGAUGAAUAAAAAAUGAUAGUCCCACUAAGCCCAAACCAGAUGGGAUGGCGUAUCGCUGCAGAAUGUUGUGGUAGCCAUGCUGGUUAAGUGUGCCUUGAAUUCUAAAUAAAUCACAGACAGUGUCACCAGCAAAGCAUCCCCACACCAAAACACCUCGUCCUCCAUGCUUUACGGUGGGAACUACACAUGCGGAGAUCAUCCGUUCACCCACACCGCGUCUCACAAAGACACAGCGGUUGCAACCAAAAAUCUCCAAUUUGGACUCCAGACCAAAGGACACAUUUCCACCGGUCUAAUGUCCAUUGCUUGUGUUUCUUGGCCCAAGCAGGUCUCUUCUUCUUAUUGGUGUCCUUUAGUAGUGGUUUCUUGCAGCAAUUCGACAUGAAGGCCUGAUUCACACAGUCUCCCUCUGAACAGUUGAUGUUGAGAUGUGUCUGUUACUUGAACUCUGUGAAGCAUUUAUUUAGGCUGCAAUUUCUGAUGCUGGUAACUCCAAUGAACUUAUCUUCUGCAGUAGAGGUAACUCUGGGUCUUCCAUUCCUGUGGCGGUCCUCAUCCUCAUAGCGCUUGAUGGUUUUUGCGACUGCAGUUGAAAAAACGUUCAAUGUUCUUGAAAUGUUCCGUAUUGACUGACCUUCAUGUCUUAAAGUAAUGAUGGAAUGUCAUUUCUCUUUGCAUAUUUGAGCUGUUCUUGCCAUAAUAUGGACUUGGUAUUUUACCAAAUAGGGCUAUCUUCUGUAUACCCCCCUACCUUGUCACAAUACAACUGAUUGGCUCAAACGCAUUAAGAAGGAAAGAAAUUCCACAAAAUAACUUUCAAGAAGGCACACCUGUUAAUUGAAAUGCAUUCCAGGUGACUACCUCAUGAAGCUGGUUGAGAGAAUGCCAAGAGUGUGCAAAGCUGUCAUUAAGGCAAAUGGUGGCUAUUUGAAGAAUCUCAAAUAUAAAAUAUAUUUUGAUUUGUGUAACACUUUUUGGUUACUACAUGAUUCCAUAUGUGUUCUUUCAUAGUUUUGAUGUCUUCACUAUUAUUCUACAAUGUUAAAAAUAGUAAAAAUAAAGAAAAACCCUUGAAUGAGUAGGUGUGUCCAAACGUUUGACCGGUAGUGUAUAUGUGUGCUUGACUAUCACCAACUGUACUAUCCUCUCAGUAUCCUUCCUUUGAUGUCUUACACUAUGACCCACCUCUCACCCCCAGCUGGCACCAUCUCUGGCGAGGAGGUUCCCAUCGUGUCCAAGACCAAUAUCCAGGAACACAGAGACAGCUUCUCCUGUGAGAAGUUCAACUUCCGGGUCAACUCCAACAUCACCUUCUAUGUCUAUGUCAGCAACUUCUCCUGGCCAAUCAAGAUCCAGGUAAGGUUCUGUCAGUAG